AUGUAUCCAGAUGACAAUCCUGAUCUGCAGGCUCACAAGUGGAUGGUUGAAGUUGUUGGGUCAGCAAAACCAACAUCAAAAGAGAAGUUGAUCGAGAGUAAAUUGGUUCUACAGUCUGUGUAUUCACGUCUUAGUAGAAACUUUGCUCGCCUUUGGAUUUUCUGGAGUGGAGGUAUGAAUGGACUGAUGAUUCAAACAAAAACCUAUAGUAGUUUGAAUGAGAUAGAGGAAAGGUUGAUAUCAACACAGUGGGAAGUAUUAGUAGCAAGAAGUAGAACGGUCUGGAAUUCAACCUCACAAGCUGAGAUCUUGGAUGCCGCACCUCUGGACGAAGGGGAGGAGGCUGAGCAGCUUUUGAUGGAAUUGGAGGUUGAUGAUGGUGAUGACGAGCUGGGUUUUGAUAGAAGAGUCGAUGAAGCAACAGAAGACGAUGGUGGAGAGGAUGACGCUGAUGAGGGUAUUGAUGAAUGA
Melampsora larici-populina 98AG31 is the source of this 471-nucleotide messenger RNA. RefSeq lists its product as uncharacterized. Bases 1 to 471 code for a protein of 156 amino acids. The record is from RefSeq and is a predicted model, not a curated record. Lineage: Eukaryota; Fungi; Basidiomycota; Pucciniomycetes; Pucciniales; Melampsoraceae. The transcript has a single exon.